AUGUCUGUGAUUGGACUUUCUUUUGAUCGCGUUUUAGGCGACGAAACGCUCCGAUUUCUCGAAUCGCUUUUGGUUUCCAAGGACGUGAAAUCGUUUAUCGAAGUUCGAUCCAGCUUGACGCAACUCCUCAGAUCUGAAUCUCUCCGCGUUAUUCACUCGAUCGCAUCGAAAACCGUCCACGAGAAGCUUCUCGUUCUCGAAUUCUUCGUCCGCGCUUUCGCUCUCGUCGGAGAUCUAGAGAGUUGUUUGGCCUUGAGAUACGAGGCUUUGCUUAUGAGGGAACUCAAAUCCGCUAGUUGUAAAUGGCUACAAGUUUCACCAGUGGAAUGGUUGAACUUUGUGGAGGACGCAGUGCACAACGGUUCUCACGCUGUUGCUAAAAAGGCAUGUGAAAAUGCAUUAUCUUGCUUUGGAAAUGAUGAUGUUCUAAAGCCUGGAAGAGACGUAGUUUCUGAAAAUUUGAAGGCUAUUACCAGAGAGAUUACAAGGAUCAGGAACUGUGCAAUGACAUCAGUUGCUCCAGGAUCUGUUCAGGUGCAAGCAGCAAAGUACCUAAAAAGGAAAACAACAGAGCGGCAAAAGUCGGACUUCCUCUACAAAGAAGAAUGUUGUCUAGCAACCAUUUCGUUUAGAAAUGGGAUUAAGAAACAGAAUAUGCGAAAGUUAUAUGAACAUCAAAGCCACCUGCAGAUCAAUAAUGAUCAAUUAUAUGGACGGCAUCCAAAUUUGAGGUUAAAAUGA
Gastrolobium bilobum is the source of this 741-nucleotide messenger RNA. RefSeq names its product protein DOUBLE-STRAND BREAK FORMATION. The transcript has 5 exons. Gene Ontology annotation, biological process: meiotic DNA double-strand break formation. NCBI's taxonomy places the organism in Eukaryota, Viridiplantae, Streptophyta, Magnoliopsida, Fabales, Fabaceae. The coding region runs from base 1 to 741 and encodes 246 amino acids. The record is from RefSeq and is a predicted model, not a curated record.